AUGUCAGCGCGGUAUUUGUGCGCUCCCCGCGCGCAUAUCUGCGUGCGUGCGUGUGUGUGUGGGGGGGGGGCUGGGAUUGCCGCGGGGUGGCCCCUGUCUGUUGACACAUAUGUGCAGGUUCACGAGCUGCAGCUGGCUUGCCUGCUGCAAGGAGGACACAGAAACCACCCGGUCACGUGCCCGGAUUGUCACUCCCGGGAUAUGAAGAACCACGGAAGCCACCUCAGGUGCCUCAAAACGGGGGGGAGGGGAAUAAACCCGACUUGCUUCCGGGGACUCCGCGGGUGGGGUGGUGCUCUGGUCCGUACUGACAGGGAGCAUCAUCAGCAGACUGGAGGCGGGUCGGUGUUGUGGACGAGGGCACUACCCCUCCCGGACGUGUGGCUGGGGGGCCUUAUGGUGGACCCCCUGGACAGCCGCCUUCUGGCGGUCAGCAGCCUCCAGGGGGGCCUGGCGCUUAUAACCCUGGAGGAGCCCCACCCGCCGGGGGGGGCCCCGGGGGGGGAAAGAGUGGGGAUCAGGGUGCAACGAGCGGGGCAUACAGGGCCCUUCCAGCCCCACUUUUGCGCCACCAGGGGACUUAUGUUCCUGUUGCUGCCCAGGUAG
Molecule: messenger RNA, 606 nt
Organism: Volvox carteri f. nagariensis
Lineage: Eukaryota; Viridiplantae; Chlorophyta; Chlorophyceae; Chlamydomonadales; Volvocaceae
Exons: 6
Coding region: 1-606 (201 amino acids)
Source: RefSeq, a predicted model, not a curated record